Molecule: messenger RNA, 5283 nt
Organism: Megalobrama amblycephala (Wuchang bream)
Lineage: Eukaryota; Metazoa; Chordata; Actinopteri; Cypriniformes; Xenocyprididae
Gene: znf770
Product: zinc finger protein 770
Exons: 2
Coding region: 123-4160 (1345 amino acids)
Source: RefSeq, a predicted model, not a curated record
CCUGACGGAUGUAUUUAUAUGGCGGAAAGCAUGUUGUGGUUGUCAGCUGUCGAGCAGAAACAUGACGGAAGGCAAGAUAAGCAGUUUUCUCUUGUUUUAACACCACGAAAUUCUUGCAGUGCAUGAAGAGAAUGCCUAACUUUUCAAGCCAGAUGCCAACUGAGAUGCAAGUUUCCCUUCUAAACGAGGGAGGUUUUGACCUUCACACUGGAACAACUUUUGCUUAUUCUUCCAAAACUUCAGAAGGUCAAAGGAUGGAGGAAAACCAAGAAUUUGAGGUGAAACAAGAACCCAGUAUCACAACACAAAAUGAGGACAAGGAUGCAAAUGCGAUGGUGUUGCAAAAUGUCACUGAGAAAUGUAAUGGAAAGAAAAGAGUUUGCCCCGUGUGUCAUAAACGAUUUGGUGCGCCAUCCAAACUAAAAAGGCAUUUCCUUAUUCACACGGAUCUGAGACCUUUUCAGUGUUCCAUAUGCUGCCGUGGUUUCAAGUAUCUCUAUCAUCUAAAAUCACACCUUAGAACUCACACUAACCCUGUGAAGCGGAGGACACCAUCACUCCAGAGCCAGAGAAACAACAGUGUGCCCUGUAAUCAAGUGUCUAAUUCAAGCUUAAAACACUUUGUGUGUAAUGGCCUUGGUGGAACAGUUAGAUCUUACUCUCCAAACCAUCUAACUGCCCAGAGUAAUACUAAUUCAAAUUUUGCAUAUUCUUCCAAAACUUCAGAGGGUCAAAGAAUGGAGGAAAACCAAGAAUUUGAGGUGAAACAAGAACCCAGUAUCACAACACAAAAUGAGGACAAGGAUGCAAAUGCGAUAGUGUUACAAAAUGUCACUGAGAAUUGUAAUAGAAAGAAAAGAGUCUGCCCUGUCUGUCAUAAACGAUUUGGUGCUCCAUCCAAACUAAAAAGGCAUUUCCUUAUUCACACGGAUCUGAGACCUUUUCAGUGUUCCAUAUGCUGCCGUGGUUUCAAGUAUCUCUAUCAUCUAAAAUCACACCUUAGAACUCACACUAACCCUGUGAAGCGGAGGACACCAUCACUCCAGAGCCGGAGAAACAACAGUGUGCCCUGUAAUCAAGUGUCUAAUUCAAGCUUAAAACACUCGGUGUGUAAUGGCCUUGGUGGAACAGUUAAAUCUUACUCUCCAAAACAUGUAACUGUCCAAAGCGAUCCCAAUUCAAGUUUUGCAUAUUCUUCCAAAACUUCAGAAGGUCAAUGCAUUGAGGAAAACCAAGAAUUUGAGAAGAAACAAGAACCCAGUUUUGCAACACAAAGUGAGGACAAGGAUGCAACUGUGAAGGUGUUGCAAAAUGUCACUGAGAAUUGUAAUGGAAAGAAAAGAAUUUGCCCCCUGUGUCAUAAACGAUUUGGUGCUCCAUCCAAACUAAAAAGGCAUUUCCUUAUUCACACGGAUCUGAGACCUUUUCAGUGUUCCAUAUGCUGCCGUGGUUUCAGGUAUCUCUAUCAUCUAAAAUCGCACCUCAGAACUCACACUAACCCUGUGAAGCGGAGGACACCAUCACUCCAGAGCCAGAGAAACAACAGUGUGCCCUGUAAUCAAGUGUCUAGUUCAAGGUUAAAACUCUCAGUGUGUAAUAGCCUUAGUGGAACAGUUAAAUCUUACUCUCCAAAACAUGUAGCUGUCCAAAGCGAUCCCAAUUCAAGUUUUGCAUAUUCUUCCAAAACUUCAGAGGGUGAAAGGAUGGAGGAAAACCAAGAAUUUGAGGAGAAACAAGAACUCAGUAUCACAACACAAAAUGAGGACAAGGAUGUAAAUGCGAAGGUGUUGCAAAGUGUCACUGAGAAUUAUAAUGGAAAGAAAAGAGUUUGCCCUAUCUGUCACAAGCGAUUUGGUGCUCCAUCCAAACUAAAAAGGCAUUGCCUUAUUCACACGGAUCUGAGACCUUUUCAGUGUUCCAUAUGCUGCCGUGGUUUCAAGUAUCUCUAUCAUCUAAAAGCACAUCUCAGAACUCACACUAACCCUGUGAAGCAGAGGACACCAUCACUCCAGAGCCAGAGAAACAACAGUGUGCCCUGUAAUCAAGUGUCUAAUUCAAGCUUAAAACUCUCAAUGUGUGUUGGCUUUAGUGGAACAGUUAGAUCUUACUCUUCAAACCAUUUAACUGCCCAAAGCAAUACCAAUUCAACAGAUAAACAAAAGUCAGCUGCAGUAGACUUAAUCGAUACUAAUUCAGGUACCACGGGUGUUGAAAUUAGCAAAAAUGUUUCAGAAAGUGGUUCAAAAAAUAAAAAAGGACAUUGGUGCCCUGUAUGUUUAAAAUGCUUUAAAGCCCCAUCAAAGCUCAGGCGUCACAUUCUGAUUCAUACAGAUCAAAAGCCUUUCAAAUGCUCUGUGUGCUUUAAAGAUUUCCGUCAAAAACACCACUUGAAAGAUCACAAGUGUAAGGAAGAAUUUAGACCGGAAUGCAACUCUAUUUUGAAUGAUAUGCAGGUAAGAGAGAAAACAGUCCAGCAGAAUUCUAAGGGAGGUGUGGUAACUACCACAGUAGAUGCUUCAAGUGAUAUUCAAGGUAGGUGUUUUAAACCAGGGUUGAGAUCUUCAUCACCAGAUGUAGUCACAACUGCUGAAAAAAGGAUCCCUCCAGUAUCCACGUCUUCUCAUCUCAUGUGUCCACUUCAACUCAAAAAGAAAACUGGAUAUCAGUGUAAAAUAUGCUGGAAGAAAUUCAGUUACCCUUCUAAACUAACUCGACAUCUGUUCAUUCAUUCCGACGUUAAGCCUUACACUUGCACAAUCUGCACAAAGUCAUUCAAGGAGUCCGGUUGUCUCCAAAAACACCUCAAGAUACAUGCAGGAGAAAGAAACAACCCUUCUAGGUUGCAUGGAGUGUCACAGAAACAUGGUACUGAAUGUUCAACACCUGGAGCUUUAGAUGCUACAAAUAACUGCAGACCAGAUGGCGUUAAUGUGUCUUUACCUCAGAUAUUUGACUCUAGAGACACCAAAAAGUAUGAAAUGCUUGAAUGCAAAAGCAAGCUUAACAAAAAUGUCCCCUUGACAGAGUCCAGUACUGUAGAGAUUGAGAGCUCUGACACGUUGAUAAAUACAGAGGCACAGAUCGCAUCCUCUAGCCCAUCGUACCUUAAGCACCAACGUAAAGGUGCGCAUCAGUGCUGCAUCUGUCUGAAGAACUUUCCAUAUCCUUCCAAACUCUGCAGACAUAUUUUGAGCCACACAGAUUUCAGACCAUUUAAGUGCCACAUGUGCUCAAAAUCAUUUAAAGAGCUGUCUUAUUUGCAGUGCCACCAGAAGAUCCACAAAAAAAAGGGCCAGGACAUAACUUCAGGUCAUUUGGAACAAGAACAUGUGGUUUCUUUUGGUAAUACUGCGAUUUGUAAAGACCAGGAUUUUCAAAUCUCCUCACAAGAUGGAGAUGAAGACUUUGCUUCAGCGUACCAAGAUCAAAAUAUGGUCACAGAUAAUAUGCCAUCUCAAACAAUGAAUGGUGACUGCAGUGAUUCAGGUGUGUUUUUCUCAAACGGUACUAGUCUCCUAGAGAAUGUUCAGAUCAAUUCAGAGGUUGUUUUCCAGUGCAACAACAAAUCUGUUUGGGAACUGACACAUAAAACUGACAUCUCGGAGCUCGUUGAGAAAAAGCCAUCUGACAUUGUGCCUUUCGGCACGGUGAGUGACUGUCCACCCAAAACUGACUCAUCUCUCUGUCAUUUUCCUACCGAAUCAAGAACUGUGGAAAAAUGGGCACAUCACAUGGAUGAUAUUGAAGAUUCUGCCUUUGCGGACUUUGGCGUUGUCCCUGAUUCUUACGCACCCCAUUCAAAUGAGUAUCAACAGAAAAAUGAUGUUCCCAAACUCGGAGAAGUUGAUGUGGGGCAUUUGGACUUUCAGGAUCCAGGUAAACGUUUUACCGACCCUCCACCACCCAUUUGUCCUGACUGUCGUCAGUGUUUCCCCACGAUAACAGCAUUAUAUGCACAUAAAUGUGCAUACAGAUACCCUGAAAAGAAAAUAAAGAAAUCCCACCAGUGUGACAUUUGCUUAAAAGUCUUCAAUGCACCAUCCAAACUGAAGAGACACAGUGUUACACACACCGGCCAGAGGCCGUUCCAGUGCACACAGUGUCAGAAGACCUUCACGCUGCCCCAUCAUCUGAAAACACACAUGCUGUCCCACAGGUAGAAGGGUUAUCUCAAGAGUAGCGCAAAAAAAAAAAAAAAAGUAGUGACUGAUUACAUGUAAUCUGGAUUACAUAAUCAGAUUCCAAAAAUUAAGUACUUGUAAUUAGAUUAUAUUACAUUUUAAAAUACUCAGACUACAGUUCAUUUUUCAUUGAUUACAUGAUUACAUGUUAUUCCCACAAUGGCAGUAAAUUAUUCAUAAUUCAUUGAUUCUCCCCACUAUUUUUUUUUUUUUUUUCAGACCUAUUGCUUAUAUAAGUUCAGAAGGUCUUCCAGGUUUGUGAAAUUGCACAGGCAGACCAGCCACUAGUCGUGAAUAUCACUGAAAACUGAGACCCAAACAGCAUUUGAUAACUGGAUUUACAGAAAUCAUUUCACUUUUAAAAAGUGUUUUCUCGACAUAGCAAUAUUGCAUAUCUAAUCAACUCCUGACAAACAAAUUAAUUAUUAUUAUAUAUUAUUAUUAUUAUUAUUAUUAUUAUUAAUUAUCACUCACUGAGUCAUUUAGUCUCUUUGGAAGGCUUUUGUCUCUCAAACACAAAUUCAUGUCAUCUAAUGCAGGGAUUCCCCAACUUUUUUUGUCAGCUGAAUCUCCUGAGAUUUUAAGUGAAGUUAGGCCAAUAAUGUUAUAAAGUUAAACUAACUAAAACAUUUUAUUUAAGUCUUUUUCUUUUGAUUGCUUUUUAUUUUAAAAUGAUUUAUUUUAAAUGUUAAAUUUGUAUGAUUUAAAUUUGUAAUAGGUUUUCAUUAAACUCACAAACCCCCUGCAGUUCCUUUACGAACCCCAGUCUGGGAAACCCUGACUUAAUGUAAUAUUUAAUACAUUUCAUGUUGAUAAAGAAUGGAAUAAAUUUUCUUUCUGUUUGUAUUUUUAUAUCAAUAUGGUACACAAUUAUCCUAUUCAGAACAAUGUGAUAAAUGAGUUUGGUCAAAAGUAAUCUAAAAGUAAUUAAAAAGUAGUUAGAUUACAUUACCUUAAGUGUGUAAUGUUUAAUGGCAUGUUGUUCUUUAUGUUGAUGUUCUUUAUUUCAUUUUACAUCUUGUCAUGAAGCCAUAUAAUUUUGAUAAAGUUGAUGUGUAGAAGUUUGAAUAAGAAAGGAAUUAAAAUAAAACAUUGAAAUUUA